This is a messenger RNA of Moneuplotes crassus, 398 nucleotides long. The record is from the annotation of a GenBank genome assembly. NCBI's taxonomy places the organism in Eukaryota, Ciliophora, Spirotrichea, Euplotida, Euplotidae.
AUAAAUUUCAAUUUUGAACUUAGCCAAGUAGUAGAAGAUGAUAGGAUUUUGGGCACUCUGGAUGAUGAGAGGAGUGGUGAGGAAGAGAAUUUUAAGAUGGAAGAAAUUGGGGGUAUUGUUGGGGUUGGUAGGGGUUUAUGUGGCUUGGAAGGUCCUGUGACGGUGUAAGUAUACACUCAUUAAGAAGCUCCUACCUGAAAAGUACAGACCAAAGUUCUUUUUUAACAGUGAUGAAAAUCCCCAAGAAGAUGAAAUGCAACAAGCAAUGAAAAAUAGAGCUCCUAAAGAUUCUCAUUAUCGGAAAAGAGUCCUUUCUGUUAUCAAAGAGGAGACAGAAAGUUUGGUUGAUGAAUAACAAAAUUUCACCUAAAAUAUCUUCAUUCAUAUCCGAUUUCAUA